Molecule: messenger RNA, 450 nt
Organism: Prosopis cineraria
Lineage: Eukaryota; Viridiplantae; Streptophyta; Magnoliopsida; Fabales; Fabaceae
Product: G-type lectin S-receptor-like serine/threonine-protein kinase SD1-13
Exons: 2
Coding region: 1-450 (149 amino acids)
Biological process (GO): protein phosphorylation
Molecular function (GO): protein kinase activity
Source: RefSeq, a predicted model, not a curated record
AUGCCUCCAGAAUAUGCAAUAGAAGGCAUUUUCUCUGAGAAAUCAGAUGUCUUUAGUUUUGGAGUUUUGCUAUUGGAGACAAUUAGUGGGAGGAAAAGCACAAGCUUCUACAAUGAUCAGCAAGCUCUAACUCUCAUAGGAUUUGCAUGGAAACUAUGGAAUGAAGACAAUAUCAUGCCCUUAAUAGAUCCUAAGAUACAUAAACCACAAUUUGUAAAGGAUAUGAUGAAAUGCACACAUAUUGGAUUAUUGUGCGUGCAAGAACUUGCAAAAGACCGACCUAACAUGGAUUCUGUCAUCUUAAUGCUGCACAGCAAGAUUGUCAAUUUGCCUUUCCCCAAGCAACCAGCCUUCAUCAAUUGGCAGGCUGCAUUUGCAGAGAGUUCCGAAAAUCAACAAAAAUCUAGCUCCAAUUAUCAUGUCACUAUCACAAACAUCCAGGGUAGGUAG